Molecule: messenger RNA, 1512 nt
Organism: Paramecium sonneborni
Lineage: Eukaryota; Ciliophora; Oligohymenophorea; Peniculida; Parameciidae
Source: the annotation of a GenBank genome assembly
AUGAAUAGCUAUUUAAAAUAUGCAGUUUAAUAAGAAAUUGAAUAGCUUGGUUAUCUUGAGAAGCCAAUAUAAAUUUCCACUUUAGGAGUCAUAAUAAAAAUUGUUUCAAAGUUGUUUUCCUUUUUUAAUCUCCAGCAUCUGUUUUAAAAGUAUAUUGAAACUUGGAAUUGUAUCAACGUUUACUCUUUUGGCCAAAAAUUUCCAUCUAACUCUUUUUAUUUGUCCAAUCCUCUUUUACAUUUUUAUGUUUCUCCCCUCUUCUAUUAAUAGCUUCAUUUAAGAAGUUUGGUGGAUCUACAAAAAAUAAUUUCUUGCAGCCUAAUAUUCUUUUAUUUAUCAUUAUUAAUAUUUACUAUAAUUAAAUAAUUUUUUUAAAGGAGAAAUGCAAGAAAUAACUAUUAUAUUAUUAUGUUUUUUAUUUCUUUUAAAUUAAAAAAUUUUAAUUUCUUCAAGAUAACAGAAAUAAAAGAAGUCAAUUCCUCUGAUAUAUUUUUUUCAAACUUAUUUUCAGUUGUCCCCAUAAACAAUCUAUAAUAGAAGUUGAAAUCAUUAUAAGAUAGAAAGAGUUAAAAAAGAAAAAGGAUUAAUCAAAAAAAAUUAUUUUACAGAAUAAAUGUGAAAAUCCUAAUUUUAGAUAAUAAUCAGUAUCGUUUAUUUUUUUAUUAGAGGGAUUUCUAAAUAAUACAAUUAUAAAUAAUUAAAAAAAAAAUCAAUGGAAUUUCUUUGAAAAAAAUUUGUUAAGAGCUAUUCAUUUGGUAAGAAGUUACUAAAGAAUUUGAAAUUUUUGAGAAGAAAUUUUCGAAGAUUAAAAUAUAAAUCGUAUUUACUAAAGAUUACAAAAUAAUAUAUAAGCUGAAUGAAAAGAUUUUGAGAGAGUAAAAUUUAUAAUUAAUUCAAAAAGGGAAGUGGUCUAAGACAUAUUUAAGUAUCCAGAAAUAAUGACUAGUAUGGAAUAGAUAUUACAUCUUAAGUGGCAUGGUCAAUGGGGGCUAGACAAUAAAAAAUAUGGUAGGUGGAGAGUAUCUUGGCAAAGUAAUGUUCUUAAAGAGGUUGGCGGAUACUAUAUGGAUGGAUUAAAGCAAGGUUUAUGGAAAGAACUACAUAAAAAUUAUUAUACGUAUAAUAUUCUAAUUUUUAAUAAGUAGUGAUGCUCAAUUAUUUGAAAUUGGAGAAGAUUAUAAUGAUCUAAAAAGAAGUAAGUGGAAUUAUAUCUAUAAAAAUAAUAUGAUGUAACAACUUUUAAAUGUCAUUUUGUAAUCAGCAGUAAAUAGAAAUAAUAAAUUAUUCCCUUUAGAAUUAGAAAAAUCUAAAUUCUUUAUAUUAAAUUAUUAUUUAAUUUUAAUAUGUAGAAAUCACAUUUAAUUCAAAAAAUAUAAAUAUCAAUGUUAUAAAAUUUUUGAUAUUUAUUCUGAAAAUAAGAGAUAAUAAUUCAUCAUAAUAAAAUUGAUUUAAGUUUAAUAAAAAUAGAAGAAAAGAGUUAAAAGACUAAAUAAUUUUUAUUAAAUUUUCUGA